UAAACAUGUAUCCUAUUCGUAAAGACUUGCCAUUUUACGCCAGUCUGCGAAUGUUGGAAUCAAUUGGAUUUUAUUCAGAAAAUACCAACGGUUUCAAAAAGAGAUCCAUAGUGAGAACACUUAUCUUUUGCAUAUUGUGCUGGAGUAUUAUCCUAUUGUCUGCAGUACUUUUGAUUUAUGAAAACUUGAAUGAUAAAAAUUAUGCCUCAGUGUUCUUUAAUAUAGCUGUUGCUGUUGCAUCAACAAGUACUUAUUGCUGUACCCUACUGUUUGUAAAGUACCAAGAAAAAUGGUCGGACAUUCUAACAGCUCUAGUGAAUUACGAAAAGUUUGGGAAACCUCGACGGUACAAUCAAUUAAAGGAACGUGGAGACAGAGUUGCUAUGGCUUGUUGGGGCGGAAUUUUAACUGGUGUUUUUCUCUAUAUGUUGUUCGCAAUACUGCAUGAAAAUGAUUGUGAAUUGGAGAAGACAGGCGGUGGAGUUUGUGGCCUGAUUAUUCCCACAUGGCUACCUGCACCAUACGACAAUUCUUUAUUGGCGAGACGAUUAGUGCUACUGUAUGACAUACCAAAUGCUGCAGCAGUAAGCUCUUUCGUUCUUGUAACUCAUUUAAACAUCCAAGUUAAUGAAUUCAACAUAGCUAGAAUCGAUCAUUUAAGUUUGCUAUUCAAUGAUAUUGAGUUUUGUAAAGAUCCACAAGCUCAGCUCAAUAAAAUGAAACAUUGCAUUGAGUACCAUCAGGAUAUUAUUCGGUAA
Dendroctonus ponderosae (mountain pine beetle) is the source of this 758-nucleotide messenger RNA. RefSeq lists its product as uncharacterized. The transcript is spliced from 3 exons. The record is from RefSeq and is a predicted model, not a curated record. NCBI's taxonomy places the organism in Eukaryota, Metazoa, Arthropoda, Insecta, Coleoptera, Curculionidae. Bases 6 to 758 code for a protein of 250 amino acids.